AUGUUCUCCUCCAAAUUCCUUAGCGGGGCCAACCCCCUCAAUGCUGUGUCCUCUGCUGUGAAUAAGUUUGGGUUAUUUGGAGAUGAAGGCGAGGGGGAUAAGAAAGCACCUUCCCAGCAGGGGGUGAAGCCAUCUGGAGAACAGCAGCCAGGAGCAGGCUUUGGCAAGGGCCCCCAACAGCAGCAGGGAGCCCAAAAAUCAGGCCAGGGCCCCCCUGUGCAAAAGGGCCAGCCUCCCCCGAAACAAGGAUCACCACAGCUGCAAGGUAAUGGACAGGCUGGACCCCCAAACAAACCUGGUGGGCAACAAGCUGCUCCAAAGGCAGGGACACAGCCUGGAGGCCAGCUUAAAGGAGAGCCACAGAAAAAUCAACCUAAGGGCCCACCACAGCAAGGCUCACCUAAACCUGGAGCUCAACAACCGACUGUGACCAAGAGUGGAGCACAGCCAGGAUCUCCAAAGGCAGCGUCACAACAACAGGCUCCACCUAAGACAGGGAUGCAACAACAAGGGCCUGCUAAGACUGGUGCACAGCAGCAGCAACAACCUGCAAAGACUGGAGUGCAAGGCUCACAGCAAGGGUCACCUAAAGUAGGACAGCAACAACAGGGGUCACCAAGAAUUGGACAACAACAGCAACAACAGGGCUCACCAAAACUUUCACAGCAACAACAGGGCUCAUCUAAGGUGGGGCAACAACAGCAAGGCAUCAGGACUGCACCCCAGCAGCAGUCGUCUGAUAAACCUGCACAUCAGAAACAAGGGCCUAAGGGACCUGGUACACCUGACCUGUCACGGGCGGGGUCCUCAUCACCGGGACCAACUAAAGCUGGAUCUCAGGCAAAAGCAGCAGCUAAGUCCCUUUGCCCAGUGUGUAAAACAACAGAACUUAAUAUGCACAUCAAGGAACCACCGAAUCAUAAAACCUGUACACAGUGUAGAACCCAAGUGUGCAGCUUGUGUGGCUUCAGUCCUCCAGAUUCUGACGGGCGUGAGUGGCUUUGUCUCACCUGCCAGAUACAAAGAGCCCAAGGAGCCCCUGAACCAUUGGGACCUUCCAUGAAGAAGCCGACGCCCAACAAAGCUCCUGCUCCUCAAAACCGGACACCAUCUCCUGCUGCACCUGUCAAAAAAGAGAUGUCAGCACCAGGUUCACCUCAGAAAAUGCGGUCUACAUCAGCAAAAGUGCCAGCCAAGGGUGAAGCUGCCAAAGGACCAGAAAGUCAAAAACAGGCCAGUCCAGCUCCUGUUCAGAAAAUGACACCCGAGACCCAGCGAACAUUAGGGUCUCAAAAACCAGACCAGACUAGUCAAAGUGGACGCAAGCAAAGCAGCGCCCAGCAGGAGUCAGGGGGAUUAUUUGGCUUUGGUGGUGCUAAAACUGAACCUGCGAAGCCCGAAGAGUCGGUGACUGGGAAGAUGUUUGGUUUUGGCUCCUCCAUUUUCAGUUCUGCAUCUACUUUAAUGGCUUCAGCUGUUCAGAAUGAGCCUAAAACCACACCACCAGUUUCUCCCAAAAUGCAGUCUGCAAAGGAGACCAAACCAGCUCCUGUCCAAAAGCCAGCGCAAGACAAGAAACAAGAGCAACCCCAGCAGGCAAAGGCGAAUCCACCAGGACAGGUCAAAGUGGACAAAGCACCAUCGGAAACUCAAAAGGCAGCAACAGCCUCCCACAACGUUCCUAAAGGAGGUCAAUCCACUUGUCCGCUGUGUAAGGUGGCGCUCAAUAUGGGCUCAAAGGAUCCUCCCAACUACAACACCUGCACUGAAUGCAAAAGCAUUGUCUGCAACCAAUGUGGAUUUAACCCCAUGCCAAAUGUCAAUGAGGGAAAGGAGUGGCUUUGUCUAAACUGUCAGGUGAAACGAGCUGCUGGUGGAAUUGAACCUCAAAAGGACACAUCUGCGUUUAAUGCGCUACAAAAGACUUCUGUGCCAGGUUUGCCUCAGAGGAAAGUAUCUUCACCUGCAGCACAACCAGCCAAGGCUGGAGCUGCUAAAGGACCAGACAGUAAACAGGCCAGCCCUGCUCCGGGUCAGAAAACACCUCAGGAGACCCGGAAGACAGGUCCUCAGAAACCACCAGACCAGACAAGCCAAACUGCACAAAAGCAGGGAAAUGCCACAACAGCUACAAAGCAAGAGUCAGGAGGGUUCUUUGGUUUUGGGGGUCCUAAAAGUCAGCCUGAUGCUGUAAAGCCUGCAGAAUCAGCGGCUGGGAAAAUGUUUGGUUUUGGUUCCUCCAUCUUGAGUUCUGCAUCUACUUUGAUCACCUCAGCUGAACCCAAAACUACACCACCAGUUUCUCCGAAAAUGCCUGCUGCAAAGGACUCCACGCCGCCCACUGCCAAGAAACCAGAACAGGAGAAGAAACCAGAACAACCCCAGCAGGCCAAGGGUCCUCCAUCAGAGCCGCCAAAGAAAGCAUCAGCUUCCCCAGUAGUUUCCAAAGCAGGCCAGUCUACCUGUCCUCUCUGUAAACUCAAACUCAAUGUGGGCUCUAAAGAUCCUCCCAACUACAACACCUGUACAGAGUGCAAAAACACUGUCUGCAACCAGUGUGGAUUUAACCCCAUGCCAAAUGUUAAAGAGGUAAACGAGUGGUUAUGUCUUAACUGCCAGAUGCAGAGAGCUCUAGGAGCAUCUGAGCCUCCGGGAACUCCCAUGAUGAAACUACAGGCCUCACCAAAUAAAGUCCCUGCUCCUGCCAAUGCUAUAAAUAAGGAAACUCCCCCAUUAGAUAAACCCCAAAAGAAAGACAUUCAAACACCUGCUGAAUCUAAAGCAAAGGAGACAGCUGCACCAGGAUCUCCUCAGAGAAAACCAUCAACACCAGCAGCAGGGCAGCCAGCAAAGGCUGAAGUCGUGAAAGGACCAGAAAGUCAGAAACAGGUCAGCCCAGCUCCUGGUCAGAAAACUCCACAGGAGAUUCGAAAGACAGGUCCUCAGAAACCAUCAGACCAGACAAGUCAAACUGGACGUAAGCAGAGUAAUACUACCUCAACUACACAAGAGGAAUCUGGGGGGUUCUUUGGAUUUGGUGGUACUAAACCUCAGCCUGAUGCUGCAAAGCCUGCUGAAUCCCUGGGUGGAAAAAUGUUUGGCUUUGGUUCCUCCAUCUUCAGUUCUGCAUCCAAUUUAAUAAACACAGCUGUGCAAGAUGAGUCCAAAACGACACCACCAGUUUCUCCCAAGAUGGCAGCCGCAAAGGCACCUAAAUCUCCAGUUUCUCAGAAACAAGAGCAAGAGAAGAAACUAGAGCCCAAGACCUCUCCAUCACAUCAAGCCAAAGUAGGACAAGCUCCACCAGAGCCUCCAAAGGAUGCAGCUCCUUCCCCAGCUGUUCACAAGGCAGGCAAAUCUAUCUGUCCACUCUGUAAGGUGGAUCUCAACAUUGGCUCCAAGGAACCUCCCAACUACAACAGCUGCACUGAAUGCAAGAACACUGUCUGUAACCAAUGUGGAUUUAAUCCAAUGCCAAACGUAUCAGAGGUUAAAGAAUGGUUAUGCCUGAACUGUCAGAUGAAGAGAGCUCUUAGUGCAUCUGAACUCACAGGACCUUCAAUGAAACCUCAAAAUGCAGCCAACAAAAUGUCUCCAUCUGCUGUACAUCAGAAGUUAACAGGUCCGAACCAAGUGGAAACUCAAAAGAAGGAGUCAUUGAAAUCUGAUGCACCUUUAAAGAAGGAGACUCCAGUGCCUGAUACACUUCAAACGAAGGGGAGUCCUACACCGGGUUCUCCUCAGAAGACACAGGCAACUAAGGCUGCUAAAGGACCAGAACCUAACACACAGGCUAGCCCAACUCCUGGUCAGAAAACUCCUCUGGAUAUCCAGGAGGCACCAGAUUCUCAGAAACCAACUGACCAGGCAAGUCAACCUGGACUAAAACAGAGUAAGGUCACCCCAGAUACAAAGCAGGAGUCAGGAAAUCUAUUUGGCUCGAGUGGUCCUAAAAAAGGACCUGAUGAGUCCAAAACAACAGAGUCCGUCACUGGGAAGAUGUUUGGCUUUGGUUCCUCCAUUUUCAGCUCAGCAUCCACGUUGAUAUCAUCUGCUGUUCAGGAUGAAUCACGUACUACCCCACCAAGCUCUCGUAAGAUGUCUGCGCCAGCACAAGUCUCUCCCAAGAUGUCUGCUGCUCCCAAGGUUUCUCCAAAAAGUACACCGACAGUUUCUCCCAAAAUGUCGCCAGCAAGAGAGCCCAAAACUCCUGUUCAGAAACCAGAGCAGGAGAAGAAACCAGAAGAAUCCCGCCAGAGCAAAGAGGACAAAGCUCCAUCACAGCCUCCUAAGGCAGCAUCAAUCCCCCAAACAUCUCCUAAUGCAGGCCAGACCACCUGCCCCCUGUGUAAGGUCGAGCUUAACAUUGGCUCUAAGGAUGUUCCAAACUACAACACCUGCACUGAGUGCAAGACCACCGUCUGUACCCAAUGUGGAUUUAACCCAAUGCCUAUUGGAGAGGUAAAAGAGUGGCUAUGUCUUAACUGCCAGAUGAAAAGAGCAGUUGGAGCAUCUGAGCCACCAGGGCCUCCUAAACUUAAGUCCCAAAUAUCACCAAGUAAAGUUCCUUCACCUCCUGCAGCCCAGUUGAAGGAUUCUUCCAAACCAUCUACACCACAAAGGAAGGACAGUCCAAGCCCUGCUGUACAAAAGAAGGAGCCCCCAGGAGCAGCCUCACCACAGAGAAAACCAUCUGCACCAUCUGUGCAGUCAGGCAAACCUGAAGCUGCUACUGCACCAUUGAAACAGGCCAGUCCAGCACCUGAUCGCAAAACUCCACAGGAAGGACAGAAGGCAGUUCCAAAGAAGCCACCAGAUCAGGCAGGCCAACCUGGAGAUAAGCAACCUGAUACUGCGAAGCCUGCAGUGUCCGUGACAAAUAGGCAAACUGAACAUAAGCAGAGUAAUGCCACAGCAGCGACACAGCAACAGUCAGGAGGCUUCUUUGGUUUUGGAGGUGGUAAAACUCAACCCAAUGCUGCAAAGCCGGCAGAUUCAGCAGCUGGGAAAAUGUUUGGCUUUGGUUCCUCCAUCUUCAGUUCUGCAUCAACUUUGAUUACCUCAGCUGUUCAGGACCAGCCCAAGACUACUCCACCAGUUUCUCCCAAGAUGUCUCCUGCAAAAACAGUCAAGUCGCCUAGUGCACAACAGCUGGAACAGCAGAAGAAAACAGAGCCAUCCCAGCAGACCAAGACACCUCCACCAGGACAGGCCAAAAUUGACAAACCCCCAUCAGAGCCUCCAAAGGCUGCAGCAGUCUCCCAAGCCGCUGUCAAACCAGGCCAGUCUACCUGUCCACUCUGUAAGGUUGAACUCAAUGUGGGUUCAAAGGAUCCACCUAACCACAAUACCUGCACUGAAUGCAAGAACACUGUCUGUAACCAGUGUGGAUUUAACCCUAUGCCAAAUGAAACAGCGGUAAAAGAGUGGCUGUGUCUCACCUGCCAGAUGCAGCGGGCUCUAGGAGCAACACAGCCCCAAGGAGUGGCCUCUGUCAACUCUCAGAUACCUGCAAAGCCCCAAAAGAAAGACAUCAUCAGCCCAGCUGAACCUGAAAAGACAGUCUCACCCCAGAGGAAACCGUCUGUAACAGCACAGCCAGCUACAGCUGAGGCUUCUACUAAGCCAGAAGGUCAAAAGCAACCCAGCCCAGUUCCUGCUCAGAAGAAGCCACAGGAGCCGCAGAAAUCACCAGGUCCUAAAACACCAGACCAGACAAGGCAAACUGAACGUAAGCAGAGUAAUGCCACAGCAGCAACACAGCAACAGUCAGGAGGCUUCUUUGGUUUUGGAGGUGGUAAAACUCAACCUGAUGCUGCAAAGCCGGCAGAUUCAGCAGCUGGGAAAAUGUUCGGCUUUGGUUCUUCCAUCUUCAGUUCUGCAUCCACUUUGAUUACCUCAGCUGUUCAGGACCAGCCCAAGACUACUCCACCAGUUUCUCCCAAGUUGUCCCCAGCAAAAGAGAUUAAGUCCCCUGCUGCCCAGAAGAAAGAACUGCAGACAAAGCCAGAUCAACCCCAACAGACCAAGACAUCUCCUUCGGUACAGGCCAAAGUGGACAAAGCUCCAUCAGAGCCUCCAAAGGCUGCAACAAUCUCCCAAGCCACUGUCAAACCAGGCCAGUCUACCUGUCCACUCUGUAAGGUGGAACUCAACAUGGGAUCCAAAGAUCCACCGAUCUACAACACCUGCACUGAAUGCAAUAGCACUGUCUGUAACCAGUGUGGAUUUAACCCCAUGCCAAAUGUGUCAGAAAUGAAGGAGUGGUUGUGUCUGACUUGUCAGAUGCAAAGAGCUCUCAAAGCUGCUGAAUCAGUAGAGCCUCCACUGAAGAAACCCCAGGCAUCACCCAGCAAAGUGCCCACACCUGCUGCUGCCCAGAAAGAUGCUGCUGCCAAUCAAAAGAAAGACAUUGUUUCCACAGAAAAGGCAGAAGUGCCAGAAAAAGAUCAGAAGGGCAGUCCAACACCAGGUGCACCACAAAAGAAAGAAGACACUAAACCCUCAUUACAAAUGGACAUUACCAGAACAUCAACCACUGCCACACCAUCUGCAAAAGAGAUCAUGGGUCCUGUUUCAGCCCCAACAAAAAAGGAGAAAACUGCUUCACCACCUACCAAGAAGGCUCCCACCCCCACUGCACCUCCAGCCAAAGAGAGGACAGCUGUAGUUUCAGACCUCAACAAACCACUUCCUGCUCAAGCUCCUCCUGUCAACACGGAUGUUGCAACUUCUCUCCAGCAGAAAAAAGUUAUGACUCCACCAAGUUCUCCUAAACCUAAAGAAGUAUCAGAAAAGAAAGAGGAGAAGGCAGAAAUAGUUAUGAAACCAGCUGAUGAGCCAGUGAAACCCUCUGAUAAAGUACAGCCCCCAACAGCUUUAAACAAAGACUCAAACGCUGUUGAAACAUCGCCUGCCAAAUCUGUUCCUCCAGCAGCACAGCAAACAAGUAAAGAAUCAGGAGAUUUCUUCAGCUUUGGUAGUCCUAAAUCACAGCGUGCUGCCUCAAUAACACCCGAAGCUGUCAGUGGGAAGAUGAUGGGAUUUGGUUCAUCCCUCUUCAGCUCAGCAUCCACCUUGAUAUCAUCUGCAGCUAAGGAGGAGUCCCGCACAACACCACCAAGUUCUCGUAAAAUGUCUGCCCCAGCACAAGUCUCUGGCAAGGUUUCUCCAAAGUCCAGUCCCCCAGUUUCUCCAAAGAUGACUUCAGCAAAGGAGGCCAAACCACCUGCUGCUCAGACACCAUCAGAACAGGACAAAGUGAACAAAGGUCUAUCAGAGCCUGCAAAACCAGAAGCCCCUCAAGCUGCUCCCAGAGUGGUCCAGUCUACUUGUCCACUCUGUAAGAUGGAACUUAAUAUGGGCUCCAAAGAUCCUCCCAACUACAACACCUGCACUGAAUGCAAAACCACUGUCUGCAACAAAUGUGGAUUUAGUCCUAUGCCAAGUCUAAAGGAGACAAAGGAAUGGCUUUGUCUCAGUUGCCAGAUGCAAAGGGCACUUGGAGCUUCUGAACCUCUGGGCCUUCCCAUGAUAAAACCUUCUCCAAGCAAAGAGGUCCCUGCUACCAUACAGAAAAAUAAAGAGACCCCGUUGUCAACUUCUCAGGAAGACAUCCCUAAACCAGCCGCACCCAAAAAUGAGCUUGUUGAUGUUGCCACAACCAAAGAAACUGAAUCCCCAGCUGUUGGUGCACCAGUGAAGAAAGUUACCCCUGCAGCUGCUUCAUUGCCUGACAAAACUGUUCCAUCCACUACAACAAAGACUGAUGUUUCCCCGGCUUCACCAAAGCCUUCUGGAGAGACACCUAAAGGACAACCAGAUACACCUCCACAACAGCCUCCAGUGUCUGCUCCUCCACCAGGCUCAGAGGCAGGAAAGCCAUCCCCACCACAGACUCCAAAAGCUGUGACAUCUACCCCUAAGCCUGCUCCUCCACCAGGCCCAGAGGCAGGGAAGCCACCCUUAGAGCAGCCUCCAAAAACUGUGACUUCUGUUGCUAAGUCUGCUCGUCUAUCAGACCGAGAAGCAGGAACGCCACCCCAACAACAGCCUCCAAAAACUGCGACUUCUACUGUUAAGUCUGCUCCUCCACCAGGUCAAGAAGCGGGAAAGCCACCCCCACAACAGCCUCCAAAAACUGGUACCUCCCCAGCCAAAUCUGCACCGCCAGCAGCUCAGCCUGCUAAACAGGCAUCAGGAGGCUUCUUUGGUUUUGGUGGACCUAAAACCCAGCCUGCUGCUGCAAAGCCUGCUGAGUCAGUGACUGGGAAGAUGUUUGGCUUUGGGUCAUCCUUCUUAAGCUCUGCAUCAACUUUGAUAACCUCAGCUGUCCAGGAUGAACCUAAAACAACACCACCUACUCCACGCAAGAUGUCCGCCACAGUCUCUCCUAAAGCUACACCACCAGUCUCUCCUAAGAUGCCCCCUGCCAAGGAAACCAAACCCCCUGCUGCUGCACAGAAAGCUGAGCCAUCUCAACAAGCCAAGCCAGCUCCAUCACCUACCCCUACACCACCAACUCCACGAAAGAUGUCCACUACAGCCAAUGUCUCUCCUAGAACUACACCACCAGCCUCUCCUAAAACUGUAUCUGCAAAGGACACCAAGCCACCUGCUGUCCAGAAAACAGAAGAAAAGAAACCAGACAAACCACAGCAGGAAAAGACUCCUUCAACAAUUCAAGCCAAAGUGGACAAAGCUCCAUCAGAGACCCCCAAGGCACCAUCAGACAUCCAAGGUGCUCCAAAGGCAGUUCCAUCCAUCUGUCCACUCUGUAAGGCCAACCUCAACAUGGGCUCCAAAGAACCGCCCAACUACAAUACUUGCACAGAGUGCAAGACUACCGUCUGCAACCAGUGUGGAUUCAGUACAAUGCCAACGGUGGCAGAGGUAAAGGAAUGGCUUUGUCUGAACUGCCAGAUGCAGAGAGCCCUUGGAGCAUCCAAGCCAACUGGACCUCCUGUAGUAAAACCUCAGCCCUCCCCAAGCAAGGUCACUGCACCUCCUGGCUCUGAAAAGAAGGAUGUACAGACGUUAGUCCAGAAGGACAAGUCUGCAGAAUCAGCAGCAGUCAAAAAAGAAGUCACUCAAGCAAUGCCACAGAAAAAAGAAAUGCCCAAAGCUGAGGCUCCAGUGCUUCCUGCAGUCCAAAAGACAGAGGCACCACGACGAGGUUCUGUUCAAAAGACACAUGUCCCUCCGGGUACUGAACAAGGACAAGUCCAGGAUUUGGCUGGUGUGCAACAGCCUGUUGGAAAAACCCCUCAAGUGCAGCCUUCUCAAGCUACAAAGCCAGAAGUCAAGGCAGGUCCUCCACGACAAGAAGCUGGAAAACCACCACAACAGCCUGCAAAAGCUGCGCCCCCUCCUGCCAAAUCUGCACCACCACCAGCUCAGCCUGCUAAACAGGAGUCAGGAGGCUUCUUUGGUUUUGGUGGUCCAAAAACACAGCCUGCUGCUGCAAAGCCUGCUGAGUCAGUGACUGGGAAGAUGUUUGGCUUUGGGUCAUCUUUCUUAAGCUCUGCAUCAACUUUAAUAACAUCAGCUGUCCAGGAUGAACCUAAAACUACACCACCUACUCCACGUAAGAUGUCCACUACAGUCUCUCCUAAAGCUACACCUCCAGUCUCUCCUAAGAUGCCUCUUGCAAAGGACACCAAACCCCCUGCUGCUGCACAGAAAGCUGAGCCACCUCAACAGGCCAAGCCAGCUCCAUCAGCACAGGCCAAAGCAGCUCCACCAGAGCCUCCAAAACCCAAAGAGGUGACCCCAGUUGCUCCUAAAGCAGGCCUGUCCACCUGUCCACUAUGUAAGGUCGAACUCAACGUGGGCUCCAAGGAUCCUCCCAAUUACAACACCUGCACUGAAUGCAAGAACACUGUCUGCAACCUUUGUGGAUUUAAUCCCAUGCCUCACACAGGAACGAAGGAAUGGCUGUGUCUGAACUGCCAGACUCAGAGGGCUUUGUCUGGGCAGCUGGGAGACUCAGGAAAAAUGCCCCAGCCUUCACCUGUAUCUGCCAAACCAGAGAACCUGGCCACACCUACAGCCAAAAAGGCAGAGCCCAAAAUUUCCCCUACAAAGGCAGAGCCUGCUCCUACGGCUACAAAAUCACAGCCUUCACCUGCCUCCAUUGCGGCAGUGCCAGCAGUUCCAACCCUAAAAGCAAAGGUGGAACCUCCAUCUGUCAAAAUGGAACCCACAGCUACAGCAGUUUCUGCAAAAAUCGAGAUAGAGACCACACGCAUACCUUCAACAGCAAAGAUUUCACCUGUUACAGCAGAAAAACAGCCUUUAACAGCAUCCACAGCAGAAGCCAUUCUACCUGCUAUGGCCGCUGUGCAACAGAAAGCAGUAACAGCAAAGGCUGAAGAUGUUCCAAAGACUGUGACAGUGGAAACUAAAGAAGAGGUAGUGAAAGUGGAGCCUGGUGAAGCAGAACGUCCAAAAGCUGAGGAGUCUAAACCUGACCUUCCAAAAGUCAAGGCAGAAGCAGGUGUAGCUGCAGCUUUCUCUUUGCCAGUGACUGAAGCUACAGUUGCACCCACCCCCCCUAUUGCUGCAGAGGUUGCUGUGGCUGGAGCUGUUCCAAGGACUGAAACAAGGCCAGAAUUUUCUACUCCAGAGAGGAUUAUUAAGGAAGUGCAGCCUGAUGAUCAUAUCAAACUGACAGAGCCAACAAAACCAUUACAGCAAGUUGAGGUGCAACCAAAGUCACAAGAACCACAGCUGACACUGAAAGUAGAACCAGACGUAGCAGCUGACAACAAGGAAGUGGCUGAUAAGACAGUUAAAAAGACUACUGACGUCACCUCAACUCCAGAGACACAACCAGUCUCUACAAAGAUCACCACAAAAGAGCAGGAUGAAAUCAAAGCAGAGCCAGUGAAAGAGAGAAAGGUCUCUCUACCUACUGAGCAGGUUAAACUGGAAAGCACAGUUGCCGCUGCGACAGCUAAAACACCUGAAUCCAAAGCAGAGGAGCUUGAAGAAGAUCAACCACAGAUUUUACCCAUUACACAGGAAUUGAAGGAUGGGCAGGUGGUUGAUGAUACAAAUAAAAAUGAAAUAAAUACAGAUACAUCCCUUCCAGUAAAGGAGGAGGUCAAGGCUGAAAGAAGGCGCCUAAGUUUCCAAGCAAUGGAUGAGAGCAGCGAAAGUGAACUCACACCCUCACCUCAAGUCCAGAGGAGAAGGCUGAAGGUCAGCAAUCUUUCAUCCAGCAGUGAGGACAUUAAAACUGAAAGCGCUGACUCCUCUAUGGAAGAUGAAGAAUUCAUCCGCAAGCAGAUAAUGGGUAUGGGUGAUGAAGAAGAAAUGUCUGUUUCAGAAGAUGAGAAAGACAAUAAUUUGGCAGACGAGGACGCUAUCAAAGAGAUUGAGCUUGAUAAUGCUUCAAUGACAGCCACAAAAAGUAGCACAGAGAAUGAAGAAAGCCCAGCCAGGAAAAAAUCCCUCCCAAAAACUGAAACUGCAACUACUCAAGAUGUUCCUGAAACAAUGCCCAGCAGUACUUUCAAGAAAGCUAUUCCAGCCAUGAGACAGAGACAAAGCACUGAUGAAGAAGUAGAGAGCAUCACAGAAUCCCUGUCAAAGGGAUCGUCUAGUGUUCAGGUAUCAAGCUUUACCCCAGGAUCUUCACCCACGUCCGCCUCGUCUCUGGAAGAGGACAGUGAUAGCAGCCCCAGUCACAGGAAAGUCAGUGGGGACAAACAGCAUCGCAAAGGUAGGCACAGGCAGCCAACCCAGCCUCUCCCCACUAUUGAAGACUCCUCUGAGGAAGAGAAGAUGAGGGGAGAAGAGAAGUCUAGGAAAGACAAAGAUGAAUUUAGAGCCCAUGGCCAACCACUGUCUCCAACUGAAGAUGCUUCGUCUACAGAGAAUCUGAGACAGGUAAUGACUGAAACCAGUAGAACAUCUGGCUCUGAGCCCUCUGUAAGUAUAGACUCAGAAUCAGAGGCUAGGCGAGCUGUACAGAGAGGACGCAAGCCUUCGUCGACAGUGAUACCAUACCUUUCUUCUGAUCCAUUUAAAGAGAAGGAUACUGUGACAAAAUCAUUGAAGAGUGCCGAAGAAGCAUAUGAGGAAAUUAUUCAGAAGACAAAAGCUAUUCCAGGGGAGAGCCCCCCUGAUAUUGAGCCUCUCUAUGGAGGAAUGGCAAUAGAGGACUACCUUUAUGAAUCCUUAGUAGAGGAGCCUGAAUUUAGGAUAGGUGAAUCUCCAGAGGAAGAACUCAAACAGGAUACUAGCGCAGAGAGUCUCAAAAAACUCAGGUCUCCGGAGGAAGUUUAUGAGGAGAUGAUGCAAAAAAAGAGAGAACUGAUGAUGAUAGAGCAAGAGUUUCAACAGGCUCAGACUGCCAUGGAAUCUUCUUUAUUAGUGGCUUUAGUCACUGAGCCUCCCUCAGUUGCUGAGACCUGUGUGGUGACCAUACCGAUGGAAGAGACAUCCCUCACUGAGCAAACUGAUAUGCCUCUUACAGGCACUGAAAGUUCUGGUGAAGUGCCAGUGAAGAAAAAGAAAAGGCCAGCUCCACCACGACCCUCUGAACCUCCUAAGCGCUCAGAGGGGACUGUUGUUCCUAGCACUACUGGUGGAUCUAUAGGUUUUGUUAGGCCUAUGGUUCCUCAAGAUCCUGCACUCAUGAAGGCAUUGUUCCCCAUACCAGACCUUAAGAUUACCCAGUGUUCAUCUGGGGAGGAAGAGGAUGACAGUCUUGCAGACGAGUAUGGUGUUGGUAUUUCCUCUGACAUUACCCCCAGUGAUGAAUCUGACACUAAAGAAGAUCAAUCCAUAAGCCCACCUUUGUCUGAAACCGCUGAGAUGGAACCUAUCUGUGUUGUCUGUGAAAUCCCAGCGCCAAAACCUAUUCCAACACCAAUAUCGGCCCCAGAACUAACCACUACACCCUCGCCUGUAUCACCAAUGUCACCUCCAACUUCACCAGCCACUCCAGAUUCCAGUUUGGCUUCUAAUGCUACAUCUUCAUCCUCAUUCCAAGCUCAAACACCACUUUCAGCAGAUUCAACUCCGCUGUCUACACCAACACCUCCAACUUCAUUUGUAACACAGUCACCUCCAGAGAUCUCACCACCAUCAGCUGCCACAAUUGCAACAGUACCGUCUAGUCAGGGCUCAGUCUCUCACCCUGCUCCAGCCACAGUCAUAGUUACAAUACCAGAUGUGGUGUCUGAUCCUUCCAAAGCUCAAACAACAGCAGUAAUUCAAGUUAAGGCUCCUACAGCUGAAGCUUCAACUCCAGCCCCACAUGGGACAUCUACUCCUGUACCUGUUAUAGUUCAAAUGCCAGACUUGGUUUCAUCUCCAUCUCAGGUGCCUACUGAGGCUCCAGCUGUUAUACUUGUCUCAGCACAGAGUCCAGCACCUGCUGUUGUGUCAGCUCAACCUAAAACUUUAGUUACAGCUACACCUGCUGCAGUUGCUACACCUGCUGCAGUCUCCACUCCAGUUUCAGCCCAUGUUGUUCCUUUCACUCUGGAUUCAUGCCCUGGGCCAGUCAUAGUACAAAUGCCUGACUUGGUUUCAACAACAUCUCCAAUCUCUGCACAAGCCCCACUACCAACCUCAUCACUCAUAACUACCCCAGCUCAAGCCCAAGCCAAAGUGGUACAUGCAGUCCCUGUACAAGCAACAGUCCCAUCAGUGAGCCCAGGAACAAUCCCAGCUCAAACAGCCCACGUGCCUACUCCAGCAUCAACUACUAUAAUCAAAAAGAAGGUUCCACCACCUCCUCCCCCUCGGUCUACUUCAGUGUCAUUACCUGAGCCUAACACAGAGCUGCAGCCUGUAAGAACUAUUCAGCAGGUCACCCCAAUUAUGACCACCACUGUAGCUAGGGGAGCCACAGCGGCUGGCCAGCAAAUGCAGUCUGUAGUUGUGGAUAUACAGCCAAGAAUGGAAGACAUGCAACCUGAUAACAUGGCUGUUCCUCAAGUAGUGACCCCAACCAGACAAGGACAUGUUGUAAUUAUAGUGCCAAGUGUGGAAAACAUGUCUCUGCAUGGACAAACCCCACAAGAUAAAGCUAGCACAGGGUCAAUAGCUUCCACCGCUUCUCUGCCACUAAGUGGUCCAAUAGCCUCAGAUAUACCCAGCACAGUUACAACUUCACUAUCCACAAAGGUGUCAGUAGUGCCAGUAGCUUCAGCUCCACCACUUCCCGCUAAACCUAUGGCAGGUACAACAAUUGUAGACACAGUAGAAAUACCUGUAGCAGAUACACCUCCACCACCCUCAACUACUUCACCAAAGCCAACAGUUUAUUCAAAAACAGCAGUUCCCAUUGCAGUCACUAUUGCUACAGCAGCAGUAACACAAGUUUCUGACACAACAACUGGCCCCAGUCAAACCACAAAGCCUCCUCCACCCAUACCACCUAAGCCUAUAUCAAUUCCUGCUGGACUGGUUUUCAGCCACAAGCCAGGAGAGAGUGUCAAACCACCUCCCCCUCAUGUGAUGCCCAAAGCUGCAACACUACCCAGGACCAAAGAACCUCCAAAUGCUCUGUCACUUAGCCUGACACGACCCGUGGAAUCCAAGUUGGGUGCAACAUCUCCUAAGUCACCUUUGUCUCCUAAACAUGCCAAAUGUUUGCAAACCUAUGUGGUGAUAACCCUUCCAUCUGAGCCUGGCUCACCAACAGAGGCCAUAACAGUCCAAGCGCCUGUAAGACGAGGUUCCAUUCCAUCUACAAAAGUGUCAGGUGUACGGACCACGCCCUUAGAACAGAAAACACCUACUGAGGCAUUCUCAGCACAGGCUACAGUUAGGAGAGCCUCUGUCCCCACUGUAAGGCACCCACCUCCAAUAGCCAUAGCUCCAACUGUGGCAGUAGAGCAAGUGACAUCUUCUGAGGAAGUGGUUGCCAAAGUGCAAGCCAGGAGAGACUCUGUGCCUUCUGAAGUGUUACCACCACCAACACCACCACCUGUAGCUGAUGUCAUGGUAGUGUCAUCAGCUCAGGAAACAUCGAUUCAGGCAAUUAGUGUACCUCCUCCAAUUAAGAAACCAUAUAUGCAACAGCAACAACCAAUUACUCAGCCAGUGCCACCACCUAAAACAAGCUUUGAGGUUAUCACAAUGCCCCCAGAGCCAAUGGUUGUUAUUCAACCACAAACAAUCCAAGCCACAGCAAGAGCCCCGUCUGUACCACUUGCUCAACAACCAAGCACAGCCACAGAGGUCAUAACAGUUCCAUCAGAGGUUUCAGCUGAAGCAUUAGUUCCUCAGGCCCCAAUACCAAUUGUACCUGUGCAGCCACAGGCUCUAACAGAAGUUGUUGCUGUACCUCUGCAGCCUGAGAUACCUUUAGAUGCACUAGUUCCCCAAGUUAGACCAGCUACAGUGUCCCCUGAUAUCUCUUAUCCACCAGUUACAGCUCAAAUAGAAAUGCUGCAGAAACAACAGGAUAUACCUUCUCAUGUUACAGUCACCAAGACAGAUAUGGUACAGGGAGAGAUCCAGCAAAUUCCUGCUCAACAGCAAGUUACCGUAGUUGAAGCAAUGACUUACUCUGCUGAACUCCCAUCAGUGCCACACACUGUUCAGCCUUUCAUGACAGAGCAGCUAUCUUCGCAGCAGCCAUCUCUUGUAGCUGAAGUGUCAACCCUCCGGACAGAGUUUGAAAUGCCUACAGAAGUUAUUACAACUGAUACUGCUGUUAGAUUGCCAGGAGUAGCAACCAUAUCUCCAGUACCUUAUCCUUUACCUCUAGUUGCUGAAGUAACUCCAACACCAGAAGUACCUAAGUUUAUGCCAACUACAGUUGCUGAGAUAACUCCUACAAUUGGUAAAGUAACACCAUCACCUCCUGUCAUGGAAGUCCAACCAAUGGCAGUGCAGCCAGAAGUCCCCUACAUUCCACAGGUCUAUGACACGAUUACUUCCUCAGUCAUGCCACAUUCAAUGCCACCACUGGAAGUCAUAGCAUUGCAGCCUGAACGUGAGACACCCACAGAGAUUAUAACAAAGGAAGUUGAUGUAAGAGCUUCAAUACCAUCACCAGUGUUGCAGCCCCAGGCAUUGGCUGGGAUGCCAGUUGGAGUUAUUUCAACUGAGGAAACCACCAGUAGGAGGAGAACAUCUAUAUCUUCAAUAGUACAGCCAACAUACACAACAAAUGAGACAUUUAUUUAUCCUGCAGAGUAUGAAACACCCACACAGGUGGUUACAACUGAGGCCUUUGCUACCACCAGGAGAGAAUCCAUAACCAUGCAGCAGCCAAUACCAAUGGCACAUAUAGUAAAUAUGCCUGCUGAAAAAGAUGUUCCUAUUGAUGGUUAUAAUGUUCAGGACCCCUACAGAAGAGGAUCUAUUCAUUCAACAGAACAAAGACCCCAGGUAUUAACGUAUUCUUCAGAAUAUGAUCACCCUCUAGAGAUAAUAACCACUGAGGCAUACACUAGGAGAACCUCAGUUCCUACAGCACAGGACAUUCCACAAGGUGUACCUGUGGCCCCAGUCACCAUCACUAAAAUUCAGCAAGAGUCUAUUGAGAGCCAAGAGAUUCGAGGACCAGAAAAGGUGGUCUCCAGUAUGAGUCACAUGUAUUCUUCUUCAAUUUCCACCUCAGGCCAGCCUCCUGAAAACCUGCCUAACCUGGUCACUCAGGUGGUUACCACUGAGGUCCAAAGGACCACUGUCUCUGUUGUCCAUGAAAGACUUCCACAAGUCCCUCAGCCAAGUGUAGCAAUCACUAUUCAACCAGACAUAGCUAAAGUCCAAUCUCUGCCAAAACAGAAUGGCAAAAUAAUCUACCCUGGUGAUGUUAUCGAUUUACGUACAAUGAAGGUUGGCGUAAAGAUGACUGAACAAGGCAUGGACCUAACACCACCUGAGUCAUGUCGACAGUCUUUUUCAAGUGACUCUAGUGGGCGUCAAAUCACAGCUGUGCAGCCUGAAAUAGUAAAUCUUAGUGCAGAGAUCACUCCUGCGACCACAUUGUCUGUGGUCACAGACAGCAUCACAAUAGUCACAUGCACAGCCACCAUUGCCUCAUAUAACAACACUCCAGCAGAAAAACCACUGGAUUUGCAGGGCCCUGUUACUUCAUUGCCUCUGGCGCUCACUACAUACAAACCAUUUGAACCACUUGCUCAGAUUGUAUACAGACCUGUGAAUUCCCAGCCCAUUGUAAGUGCUGUAGCAUCCACAGCUCAAGACAUACCCAUUAAUCUUUCCUUUGGAGCUCUAGUCACCCCAGGAGGGAAACAGCCAAUGACUUCCCCAACAGCUAUCAGCAAUGGAGGUCCUGUUCUUUCUCUAGAGGCCACAGGGGCCAUGGAUCUGUCAAACUACAGACCAGUGAGAUCUAUGGUAGCUUUGUCUGACACAAGCCCAGGAGUGGUGACCACUGUUGUAGAGGAUGACGGGACUCCAGUCGACCUUACAGCUGGCAGGAGGAGCGUGUGCUGUGAUGUCCUUUACAAGCUACCAUUUACAGGAAGCUGCAGAACACAGCCCCCGGUUACAACCCAGCCUGACAACCGCUUUGGCUAUAGGGAUGACCACUACCAAUAUGAUAAUGCUGGACUGUAUGGUAUCAAAGGCAUGAAUGGCAUUAAAGCUUCAAUGUCUGAGACCAACCUGACAGAGGCAGUACUGUUCCCUUAUGACAGCAAGAAUGACUAUGACUAUCUCAGUGGAUCUGCAGAUGACGCUAUAGACCUCACUGCUGCCAAACUUUCUGCUGGUAAAGCUCUAGACUACACUAGCAAAACUGGAGUCUACCCUGGGAUGACUACUGCUCCAUACUCCCAGGUUCCUGCAGCUGGGUUUGGUGUAACCGGUGUUCUAAGAACUUCAGAUGGAAUAGUUUACUCUUCUGUUGCUGUCCCAGUUCCGUCCACAUAUGCAAUUACAACACAACCAGGCUCCGUCUUUAGCACUACCUUAACACCUACAUCAGCAGUCCAGAACCAGUCAUUGCCGCAUCCGUAUGGCUUCAUUCCCAGUACAGACCCAGGACAGAUAAUUCCUUAUGACACAGGGCUACCUAAGGAGCUUCUACCCACAGCUUUGGCUGACAUCAUAACAGGCUAUCCAGACAUGUACUCAGACACCACCCUGGAAGCAAUUGCUGCAUCUCUGGAUGCCUUAGCCUCUUCCCCAAUAUUCCCUGGCUUAGACAACACCAAGAUGGCCCAAUAUCAGAUGGAGAGGGAGUUUCUAGAGCUAGAGAAGCUUAAGCAGCUAUGCCUUGCAGAGGAGCUGGAGUGGGAGAGGCAGGAGAUCCAGCGUUACCGUGAACAGGAGCAGCUUAUGGUCCAAAGGGAGCUUGAGGAGCUUCAGGCACUGAAACAGCAGCUUCUCUUGCAGCAAGAGGAAGAGCACCAUGCCCACAUGGUGGCCCAGCAGGAGACAUAUGCCCAGCAAAAAGAGCAGUUGCAACAAAUUCAACAACUGCAAUUGCAACUCCAGCGCCAGCUUGAUGAGCACUAUGGUAGCACUGGCACCACAGGAAACCUCCUAGAUGCUAAAUAUGCAGGGGUAGGGGACAGUGGCCAGUACUGGCCUGUCAAAGAUGAGUCUACAACUCCAUCUAUUGGGACACAGUUAGAGGAAAGUCAGGAUCAACUUAAUUUAGUAAAGAAGCUUCAAGCUGAUCAGGACACAGGGAAAAAAAUAAUUGAUAGUGGAGUGCAGACAGAUGAUGAAGAUUCAGCAGAGAAGCAGCAUGUAGGAAGGAGAAAGAAGAAUAAGAGAAAUAUUGAUAGCUCAGCUCAGACUGAUGAUGAGGACCAAGACGAAUGGGAUGCUCCUACAAAAGCUCGGCGACGGUCUCGAAAACAUAGCAGUGAGGGGAAACAUGGCUCCAAGGUCUCUAGCAUCGCUAUCCAGACAGUGGCUGAGAUAUCUGUCCAGACUGACCACUCUGGAACUAUCAAACGUCCCAAUGUCCAGAUGGACACGAAGGUGGAAAUCAUCAAGCAUAUCUCAGCUCCAGAGAACUCUCAGAGAGGUGGCAGUCUGAGCUGUCAGACAGACUCAGACAGAAGACACACACCCAUUGAGGUUGGUUACAGCACACACUUAACAGCAGAUGUCCCCUCUAAGUCUAAAGUCUUCUACACCUCAGUCUCCCCGCUGUCCCCGGAAAAGUCACUUGGAGGGCAGAGAAUGCUGACUGCUGACCCAACCAGAUUUUCCUCUGGUCCUCGAAUAUUGAAGGCUGGUCAGAAGUCUCUGUCUGAUCCGAAAUCCCUUAGUCCUGCCGCAGAAGACAGAAUGGGUGGAUACUAUGCAGACAGCUAUAAUAGCCGAAGCUCUCCCUCUGGUACAGGUAAGAAGGUGAAGCGGACGCUACCAGACCCUCCUCCUGAGGAUGACACUCUGACAGGACGGACAGGCUACAGCACCAACUCUGCUCGUCGCCGUCUUGCCCGCAGUACAACAAUGGCCCGGGCAAAGAUCCUUCAGGACAUUGACAAGGAGCUUGAUCUUGUGGAGAGAGAAUCUUCUAAACUUCGCAAGAAACAAGCUGAGCUAGACGAAGAGGAAAAAGAGAUUGACGCCAAGCUACGGUACCUGGAGAUGGGUAUCAACCGGCGGAAGGAGGCCUUGCUGAAGGAGAGAGAGAAGAGAGAGAGGGCCUAUCUCCAGGGGGUGGCAGAGGAAAGAGACUACAUGUCUGACAGUGAAGUUAGCAACAUCAGAGAGGCCAGGGGUGACGGCCUGGAGAGACCACGGACAGCACCCCAGUCAGAGUUUGACCAAUUCAUCCCCCCACAGACGGAAGCUGAUUCCCAGUACAACACACUAACUAGUCCCUACUCUCACUAUGCCCAGUAUGUUCCCCAGACCCAAACCACCAGCCACUACACCCAACAGAACCUAUAUCAACAGCAGUCCCUCUACCACCAACAGGUGUCUCCUUACCCAACCUUAUCCCUCUCCCAUGCCCAGGCACAGUCUAGCAACUACCAACAUGCUCUGCUCCUGCAGCAGGGAAAGCAGCGACAAACCACCCUGUCUGAUUUAGAGCCUAAGAUCAACACCAACUAUGAAGUGAUACGCAACCAGCCUUUGCUCAUUGUGCCAACCUCCACAGAAAGUGGUUAUGGGGUUGCUCACCUGGGAGGCAAGUAUGGCAGCCUCGACUUGAGGCUAGGGCUGGAGGAAAGGAGCAUGGCCUCUAGUCCCAUGUCUAGCAUUUCUGCUGAUUCCUUCUAUGCCGAUAUUGACCACCACAAUGCCAGGAACUAUGUGCUGAUAGAGGACAUAGGAGAGCUCACCAAGGCCUCAACAGGGCUGAGCAACACCGGCUUGGGCUCUGGAUUCAACAUGCCAGAUAAGGAGUUGUCCAAGGCAGACAGACUCCUCAGGGCAGCAGAAGUCAGGCGAACAGCAGAGGUGGCAGAAUUUUUAGGCUCAUCUCGACUUCAGGGUUAUGGUAAAGGAGAAGAUGACACCAUGGAGGAGCCUUAUGAGCUGAAGCUACUGAAGCAGCAGAUCAAGCAGGAGUUCAGGCGAGGAACUGAGGGACUAGAACAUUUAACAGGCUUGGGCCUGCCCCAGUAUCUCCCCAGUGAUGGUAGUUUUCGCCACUUCCCUAAAGGAGAGAAAUAUAGCAUCGGCAGGCUCACCCUUGAAAAACAGGCUGCAAAGCAACUCCCAGCAGCUGUGCUUUACCAGAAACAGAUGAAGAACAAAAAGGCCCUAAUAGACCCUAAGGCCAUCACGAAAUUUUCCCCAAUUCAGGAGAGUAGGGACUUGGAGCCUGACUUUGGCAGCUACAUGGGAUCUGGGGCCUCCUCUGUGACCAAUCUGGCUGCUACAGCUAGGUUGCUUCAGGAUGAGAUUACAUUUGGACUAAGAAAGAACUUGUCUGAGCAGCAAAAAUAUUUAGGCUCCUCCUUGGGGGCCAACUUAGCUGGUUCUCUAAAUAUUGGGCAGUCCCUCGGACUUGGAUCUACUAUCAGGGCCACUGCCCACGAUGAUGGCACCUACCCAAGUGGCACCCGUUCCCGCCCCUCAUCACGCCCCUCCUCCCGUCCCUCAUCUGUCUAUGGUUUGGAUCUAUCUAUCAAAAGGGACCUAUCCAGCUCCUCACUCAGACUUAAAACAGAGGGAGAAGUCCUUGAUGCAGCAUUUGCUCCUGGGGUGGCAAGAGCAAAGCCCACCAGUCUACCUAUCAGCCAAAGUAGGGGCCGUAUCCCCAUUGUGGCUCAGAACUCAGAGGAAGAGAGCCCUCUAAGCCCAGUGGGGCAGCCUAUGGGUAUGGCUAGAGCCUCAGCUGGACCUCUCCCUCCCAUCUCUGCUGACUCCAGGGACCAAUUUGGUUCCAGUCAUUCCCUGCCAGAGGUACAGCAACACAUGAGGGAGGAAUCUCGUACACGAGGCUAUGAUCGAGACAUCGCAUUCAUCAUGGAUGAUUUGCAAGGCGCCAUGUCUGACAGCGAAGCACUAAGUGAGUCCAUGCUGGCUCUGAACAGAGAUGAUGCCAGAAUCUUUCAUGAAAGUAUCAGACACGCUGGAGGCCCAAACUGGAAUAUAGAAGCCUACCACCUGAGGAGAGAGGACACAGAUUGGUUUGAUAAGCCAAGAGAAGGGCAUCCGCAGAGCGGAAGCAUGUCAGACAGGAGACAGAUGAAACUGGUCCCUUAUGCUUUCCCUCACACUCGCAUCAAGCUUAAGAGAGACCCCAAGGAUACCAGUGUGUCAGGUAACGGACUAGGGAUCCGCGUGGUAGGUGGGAAGGAGAUUCCGGGGAGCCGAGGAGAGAUUGGAGCAUACAUUGCCAAGGUUAUUCCUGGUGGUGUGGCAGAGCAAACAGGAAAAGUUGUAGAAGGAAUGCAGGUGUUGGAGUGGAAUGGAGUCCCUCUGACGGGAAAGACUUAUGAAGAAGUGCAGUGCAUCAUGGGCCAGCCAUGUGCAGAGGCGGAGCUCUGUGUGAGACUCGACCUUAAUAUGCUGUCUGACCCUGAGCACCCACAAGCCCUGGAGCACCAUGUCCAGCUUAAGGCUGGUGGGCAGCGUUCCCCUGGUGUGGAUCCUAAGCAGUUGGCUGCCGAGCUGCAGAAAGUGUCCCAGCAGCUGGCUCCUGGUAUGGCUGGAACAGGGCUCGGGCCCGGGGGUUUGGGGGUCCUCUCUGCACUUGAGCGCUCAGCCCUCCUCCACUCAGGUCCUGGAUCGGCUGCCUCCAGUGGCGUGCCAAGCCCCGGCCAGCCCGCAUCCCCAGCCAUAAACAAGAAACAACGACACAAGCCAAUGGAGGCAAUGAGGACACCUCAUGCCAUCACUGGAGAAAUUCAGCUCCAGAUCAACUAUGACAGGAACUUGGGAAACCUGAUCGUCCACGUCCUGCAGGCUAGAAACCUGGCCCCGAGGGACAACGACGGCUACUCUGACCCUUUUGUCAAGGUCUACCUCUUGCCGGGGAGAGGCCAAGUCAUGGUUGUCCAGAAUGCAAGUGCUGAUAACAAGAGAAGGACCAAGUAUGCUCAGAAGACCAUGAACCCAGAAUGGAACCAGACUGUCAUCUACAAGAACAUUCAUUUGGAGCAGUUAAAGAAGAAGACGCUGGAGGUGACAGUGUGGGACUAUGACAGAUCCUCUUCCAAUGACUUCCUUGGAGAAGUGUUGAUUGACUUGUCGAACACAGCCCAGCUGGACAACACUCCUCGCUGGCUGCCUCUGAAGGAGCAGAGCGAGAGCAUUGAGCACAGCAAAGCCCACCAUGCUGCUCAAGGACCGCCAGGGUCUGGGCCAGGUCAGGGUCAUGGUCACGGACACAGCCUUGGCCAUAUGUCAGGGCCUGGGAUGGGGCCUGGGCAUGGUAUGGGACAGGGUCAAGGACCAGACGGGGGUCAUGACUCACCUAAAAACUCUGUAAUCAAGAGCAGAAGCCAUGGAAUCUUCCCUGAUCCAUCCAAAGACAUGCAGAUGCUACCUUUGGAAAAGUCACACAGCAGCCCGGGCAGCUCCAAGUCUUCCUCCGAUGGCCAACUGCGCUCCCACGGCCCCUCCCGCAGCCAAAGCAAGAGCAGCGUCACUCAGGCCCACCUUGAGGAUGCUGGGAUAGCCAUCGCUGCCGCCGAGGCCGCCGUGCAACAGUCCCGCCUGCAACCAAGACCAGGACACCGACUGGCAGAUGUCUCAGGGUCAGUGGUGUUGUCUGCCCCGAGUCUUGUUGGAGACGCCUAUGGAGGUCUGGAAGGUGAAGAGGGGGCGGACACUGGAGUGGACAGUGCCAUUUUUCAAGUGCCACGCAUUGGUAAGACUAUUCCUAACGGCACCGACAAAAACCAACUAGGGACCCCAGAAAAUGAAGGCGGCAAAACACAAGUGAUGGGAGAGAUCAAGGUUGCUCUCAAGAAGGAGGUGAAGACAGAAGGGGAUCAACUGGUCUUGGAGAUCCUUCAAUGCAGAAACAUCACUUACAAGUUCAAAAGCCCCGACCACCUACCAGACCUGUAUGUGAAGCUGUAUGUGGUCAAUGUAGCCACUCAGAAGAGGAUCAUCAAGAAGAAGACCAGAGUUUGCCGACACGACAGAGAGCCCUCUUUCAACGAGACCUUCAGAUUCCCUCUGAACCCAACAGGACACUCCAUACAGCUUUUCCUGGUGUCCAAUGGAGGCAAGUUUAUGAAGAAGACUCUGAUCGGUGAAGCCUACAUCUGGCUGGACAAGGUGGACAUGAGGAAGAGAGUGGUCAGCUGGCACAAGUUAUUCGUCAGCUCCACUCAGACCAACCCCUGAGCGCCACAUCAAACAAGACGGAGAUGCGUUAGACUGACGACAGGUGAAGCCAGAAUGUAGUAGUUUGGAGAUCUGAUUUGACAAAAAGACGAAUACGAGACCAAAAAAAAAAAAUCAAAUAGAGGAAUGAAAAAGAUCCAUUUAAUUCACUUCCUCAGUUCAUACGUUAUAAGAAGGAGGGAAUUACGUGCUAAUACCAUGACAACUUUAUCAGUCCAACACUGCCAGCACACAUGUCCACCUCUUCCCACAUCGAGUCUGUGCUGGCUGUGGACUUUGCUUGUAAGGAUGCAAACAUGCAAAUACCACAGCAGGCACUGAAACACACUCAGCAGCAAUAUGGCUUUGAGAGCAGCGACGUCUUUCUUACCAUAGUCCCCGAUUCCAUCAUCCACAUGAGACUUUCUUGUUUUGGUGCUGCGCAACUGAGCUAACAUAUCUAUGAGAGGGGGGAAGAUGAAAAAAAAAUGACAUCAGCUGAAUUAGUGUUUUCUUCAUACGAGAGUCAUUGUUGUGAUGCUGAAAUGAUGGUUGUAAUGUGUGUGGACAUCAGUGGUCUUGAAAUGUUUAACAAUGAAGGAAUGCUAAAUGUUUUCUAUGAUUCAGUUUCAUGUAAAAAGAAAAAAAAAGAGCCAGACAGUUUUGCUAUGGGUUGAAGAUAAAAAUGUACAGCACUACAGACUGUAGAUAUCACAUGCAGAUUACAGAGCAUAUCAGAGAACCACAUUGUACAGCGUGAUGUUUAUAUAAUAUACAAAGAUAUCAGAUGCAGAAUAUAUCUAAAUACAAUAUACAGUAAAAGAGCUGUUCUCUUGUCAUUAGAGUAUAUAUAAUAAACUAUAGACAUAUGAUCUGUUAGGUUGAGGCUGUGGGUGACGCACUGACAAUCCAGUAGGCUACUUUAGUCUAUGGUGUAGGCAGUCUAACUAGCUGUAACGUGAAUGUGGACCUAUGUGAGCUCAAGGAUGUUUAUGAAUAAUAGCUCCGCCGGUCCUCUGAUCACACUGAUGCACCAUUCAACAGGGCUGUGAUAGAUUUUAAAGGUCAAAGUCAACAUGCAGUGGCAUUGCUAUUUCACUGGCAUGCUUUCUUGCCAGGCAGAGUUACAAUAAUACCAAGUUGAAAGUUACAAGCCAACUAUAGAGGAUGACAAGAUCACAUCUGUGUCAUCUGUACGACGUUUUAAUUUAAGGCUGUCGUAGUUGCUCAUAGUACGCUAAUAUUUCUUUCCGUGUAACUCAUCAUGUAAUUACACUGUGUCAAAACCAUACGUAGAUCUGCAACUGUCACCACCUCAGUGUGACAGCUCUGCUCUCUGUGUAUUAGUUAAAAAGCCCCCCCCCCCCCCCCACCACCACCUCCCAGUCUGAGUUUUACCUGAAAACAACUUCAAAAUGACAAAACAACAAAAAAAAUUCUUACCAGUCAUAUGUCAAGGUUCCUCUGUGUGUCCGGCUGUGCUGUAAAACUCACUAUGCUGUUUUGUGUCAGUGACUCCCGUUGCAACACAGUGAACCAGCCUCUUUCACUGCCUGUGACCAAAACACUCACUCAGGCCUGCUGGGGUUCAGUCAUACACAAGUCCGAUGGGGCCAAGUCUCAGUACGAACGUGGAGCAGGUGACCCAUGCAUUUAUCUUGUAAUGUUUUGCCACCAUAUCUACAGAAUUUAAAAAAAAAAAAAUCUAUCAAGUGACCCUCAGACCUACUGUCGGUGUAUUUAGGCAUAUCACAGGGCUGAUGCAAUUUUUUAAAGAAUUAAAUAUACCAGAGGAAACGACAGACACACUUAGAGCAAGAUGUCACUUAAAUCUUAUAGCAAAUGGUAAAAAAAGAGAAUAUAAUAAGGAAGGGAAUAUGGUUGAUUUCUCAGAUUAUUAUUUUGCUGUGCCAACCUUUUUUUUUUAUUCCAGACCCAUUGGUUCUUAAUUCUAUGCAACAUAGAUGUGUUUGAAUGCAUUUGUUUUUUUGAACUAAAUGUUAUAUCUGUGAACAUAAAAAAAUUGUCUUAUAGGAAAAUAUCUUUAAUUUGUACAUCAUUGAAAGAAAAUAUUAAAUAUAUUGAUUUUUUACUGAUUUUAAUAUGAAUUGAUGUUAACAGCCGUUAACGUCUACAUGGAGCUUGUGCACUUUAUUAUGACAUUGUUUAUUUUCUCGUCUCAGUUUUAACUGUCAUGACAUGCAAGGUUAUGUGUUUUGUGUUUCUGCACUGAAAUGAACUGAAACAUGGUGUACGUGGUGGCAGAAAAUAUCGUGGUGUGCAUUUUGUAUCUAUGUGGCAAAAAAGAAAAACACGCAGACACGUUGGGGUUCCUGAACACGAUGCACAAUCCGGGGAGAAAUCACCCUCACUACAUCACGCUCAUAGUCUACUUACCAGUCUGUGUACAAAGUACAGUAAAUAAGACAUAUUCCCUAAAUGCUCCGUCAUGACUGUUUAACCCCUCGUGUUUCAUUAGACUUCCCCCAAGCUAAUUACUGUUUGUUCAGAUCAGCUGUUGCCUGUAAUUGUGAAACCAUCCAUGUGUUGUUGUUCUGAGGGGUGUGAAUGUGACUCAAGUCCUUUGACAUGUGUACAUAAAGUGUUUAUUUUCUACAAAGAUUGAAUGUUUAUAUUGUCCGAAGUUUGAGCAUGUGAGUGUUGAGAAAAGAAAAAAAAAACACAAAAGACUUAUAACUGUACAGCAAUGCGUGUCUAUAGUUGUAUAAGGGGAGUUGACUGUGUAAUCAAAACGUGCUGUCAACCAAUGACUAUCUGUGCAACCACGUCCCGUAAACGGCUGAAACAACACAAAGGGUAAAAAAAUCUAUUCAACUUCAAUAGUUGUCUGAGACUUUAUGUUUUGGAUGUUGCAUGUUUUGUUGAUGGUUUGUCUGUAUAUUUUGCCUACAGAUUAUGUUUAAAAAGAGACAGAAUAUGUAUAGAUUUAUCUGUAUGCUGACUGUAAAGAAAUAUGCUUGUAAAAUUGUCUUGUUUUUCACUCAGUGCAAAAACAAAGAAUCUAACAUGUUAUGGUUUUGUGGUUGUACACAGGAUGUGUUGAGAUAUUAUGCAAAUUGUGCUGUAAAAAAUCAGCUGUUUCCCCUGAGUCUAAAGAAUAAAUAUUAAGAAGAGCUAUAUUACACA
Molecule: messenger RNA, 26847 nt
Organism: Epinephelus lanceolatus (giant grouper)
Lineage: Eukaryota; Metazoa; Chordata; Actinopteri; Perciformes; Serranidae
Gene: pclob
Product: piccolo presynaptic cytomatrix protein b
Biological process (GO): protein localization to synapse; presynaptic active zone assembly
Cellular component (GO): glutamatergic synapse; membrane; axon
Molecular function (GO): protein binding; metal ion binding; structural constituent of presynaptic active zone
Source: RefSeq, a predicted model, not a curated record